AUGGUGAUGGUGUGGUGCUUAGUAGAGCCCAAAAACACGUGGUACUAUAUAGUACCAGGUGGCCAUUGGUUUUAGACAAAAUUUUAGUGCUGGCGGCACCACAGUUAAUAGUCAGUCAGACACCCUUUUUCUACUCACGAUGCGAAAAGAUUUCAAAAUUUUGUUGAAUUUUCCAAAAAAUUCUUUUUUUUUUCCCAGUCCCGAAGCGAAAACAUUUCAAAUUUUUUUCAAAUUUCACAAAAAAUCCUUUUUUUUCAAGUCCCGGAGCGAAAACAUUUCAAAUUUUAUUCAAAUUUCACAAAAAAUCCUUUUUUUCAAGUCCCGAAGCGAAAACAUUUCAAAUUUUAUUCAAAUUUCACAAAAAUUUUUCUUGCAGUUUGUCAUCACUGACCUCGGAUAUGCAAUCAGAAUCGGCUCGGAACGCUCGGCCUUCUACCCAAUCCCCGAAACGGCAACCACUCACAUCUACGCGAAGAAAGCGUUGAAGUCGGAGGACACGGAGAGCCUGCUCUUCAUGAUUCUGGGAAUGAUGGCUCCACUGCCUUGGGCGGGAAUCAAGAACAUUGAGGAGGUUAGGAAGAUCAAGUUGGAGUGUACCGAAGAAGACUCGAUUCCGGACGAGUUCAACACCAAAGAGGCUGUGACGUUGUGUCACAAGUCGUCCGUGUAGAGACCCCUCGGUCUCUACACGGACGACUUGGCGCUGGAAAACGUGGCCGAGAUGUUGAUCCUUUACUAUCUCGCGGUAUGUGGAAUUUAUUUUUUUUACCUGCAAAUUGGUUUUUAAGCGCAUUUUAUAUUUUGAAAAACUUUCAGGUCGAACCGACCGACGACCUCCACCUUCCCGUCCGUUUUCCAAAUGCCGAGUUCAAGUUGGCGGGCACGUUCAAGUCGUAUGACUAG
Bursaphelenchus xylophilus (pine wood nematode) is the source of this 903-nucleotide messenger RNA. The record is from the annotation of a GenBank genome assembly. NCBI's taxonomy places the organism in Eukaryota, Metazoa, Nematoda, Chromadorea, Rhabditida, Aphelenchoididae.